AUGAUGACAUCACUACAUUCCCCAGCCAGAAUCCAGGCUUCUUGUACAGGGAGGGCGGAUUCAGCAAGACCAGCAGUGCCAGUCCUAGGAACCCCUGUCUCAGAUAAUCCAGGCAUAAAUAAGCAUUUGAAAAGGGAUGAUUCUUCAGCUGUAAUUACAGGAAUAACCAGGAUGAUCCCAUCAACUGCAGCCACUCCUCCUUCUGAGGCUCUCUUUCACAACCUAUCUUCGCAGGAUUUCUGGAGGUCACAAAUCUCAGGCUAUUCUGGAUCAGUAACACGCCAUAUCAGUCAUCGUGCCAACAACUUUAAAAGACACCCAAAAAGAAGGAAACACAUCCGCCCUUCUCCUCCACCUCCCCCAAACACCCCAUGUCCUAUUGAGCUGAUUGACUUUGGGGAUCUUCACCCUCAGAGGUCUGUUCUAGAGCUCUUAUUUAAUGGAUGUAUCCUGUUUGGGAUUGAGUUCAGCUAUGCCAUGGAGACAGCCUAUGUGACUCCUGUGCUGCUUCAGAUGGGGCUGCCAGAUCAGUUAUAUGGAAUGGUGUGGUUUAUCAGUCCAAUAUUAGGAUUCCUACUGCAGCCUUUGCUGGGGGCCUGGAGUGACAGGUGCACCUCCAGAUUUGGAAGGAGAAGACCCUUCAUUCUAGUCCUGGCAAUAGGAGCAUUAUUGGGACUCUCACUUAUGCUGAAUGGCAGGGAUAUUGGCAUUACCUUGGCUGACACUGUAAAUAACCAUAAAUGGGGGAUAAUUCUCACAGUCUGUGGAGUUGUCUUAAUGGAUUUCAGUGCAGAUUCAGCAGACAAUCCUAGUCAUGCCUACAUGAUGGAUGUGUGUAGCCCAGUGGAUCAGGACAGGGGCCUUAACAUCCAUGCUUUAUUAGCAGGUCUUGGAGGUGGUUUUGGUUAUGUUGUUGGAGGAAUAAAUUGGGAAAAAAACAGUUUUGGAAGAGCCGUAGGAGGGCAACUUCGUGUCAUUUAUGUCUUCACAUCAAUAAUACUGACCAUCACUACUGUCUUGACUCUAAUUAGCAUUCCAGAAAGGCCCCUGCAGUCUUCUACCAAGAAAAAAAAGGUGAUGAAGAGUCCAAGUCUUCCUCUUCCUCCUUCCCCACCUCUCUUAUUUGAGGAAGGUAUAAAUGAAAACCUCAGUUCUCAUAGCUCAUCUCAUUUGUAUGCAAGUUUUACGACUCCAAUGUCUCCUCCCAGCCCACUGACACCCAAAUAUGGCAGUUUUAUCAGCAGAGACAACUCCUUGACAGGAAUUAAUGAGUUUGCAUCAUCAUUUGGGACCUCAAAUAUUGACAGUGUGCUCAUAGACUGCUUUACAGGAGGACAUGAUGGUUAUUUAGCAAUCCCAGCAAGCUUGCCCAGGCAGACAAUCAGUGUGAGCUUUCCAAGAGUAAGGGAUGGCUUUUACUGUCAAGAAAAUGGAAUUCUGGAACAAGGGGAGAAUUCUGUAACUCCUGGGCCAGAUGGAGAUGCGCUAUGGGUGGGUUCACUGGAUGCAAUAAAGCCACAAUCAUCAGGGAUCCUGAAAAGGCCCCAGACCUUGGCCAUUUCAGAUACUGUAAUAGGAAAUUGUCCAGAGAGCAGCAGAAGGAAUGUAACCUUCAGUCAACAGGUUGCUAAUAUUUUACUGAAUGGUGUGAAAUAUGAGAGUGAGCUGAAUGGAUCAGGUGAGAUGUCUGAUCAACCACUUUCCAUGAAACAUCUUUGUUCAACCAUCUGCCACAUGCCUACGGCUCUGCGUAACCUCUGCAUCAACCACUUCCUAGGUUGGCUGUCAUUUGAGGGGAUGCUACUGUUCUAUACAGACUUUAUGGGAGAAGUAGUAUUCCAAGGAAAUCCCAAAGCACCUCACAACUCAGAUGAGUACCAAAAAUACAAUGCUGGGGUCACCAUGGGCUGCUGGGGAAUGUGUAUCUAUGCAUUCAGUGCUGCAUUCUAUUCAGCCAUACUAGAAAAGCUGGAGGAAUACUUCAGUAUUCGCACUCUCUAUUUCAUAGCAUAUCUUGCCUUUGGACUUGGCACAGGCUUGGCUACACUCUCCAGAAAUAUUUAUGUGGUUUUAUCACUAUGUGUAACUUACGGUAUUUUAUUUUCAACACUCUGCACACUCCCUUAUUCUCUAUUAUGUGAUUAUUACCAGAAUAAAAAGUUUGCUGGCCCGAGUGUGGAGAGCCCACGGCGUGGCAUGGGCGUGGACAUCUCACUGCUGAGCUGCCAGUACUUCCUGGCACAGAUCCUGGUAUCCGUGGCCAUGGGCCCCCUCACUGCGCUAGUAGGCAGUGCCAACGGUGUCAUGUACUUUGCUAGCCUUGUGGCCUUUGCUGGCUGCCUCUUUUCCUCUCUCUAUGUUACCUACGAGAUCCCAUCCACUGACGAGCUGCCAGAGGAACAGCAGCCACUUGUGCGAACAGUGUGA
Alligator sinensis (Chinese alligator) is the source of this 2427-nucleotide messenger RNA. It is a transcript of the gene SLC45A1, whose product is annotated as solute carrier family 45 member 1. Bases 1 to 2427 code for a protein of 808 amino acids. The record is from RefSeq and is a predicted model, not a curated record. Gene Ontology annotation, cellular component: membrane. The transcript has 9 exons. NCBI's taxonomy places the organism in Eukaryota, Metazoa, Chordata, Crocodylia, Alligatoridae. Gene Ontology annotation, biological process: transmembrane transport. Gene Ontology annotation, molecular function: sucrose:proton symporter activity.